AUGGUGAGCAUCCUGGAGCGGUGGCGCGCACAGUGGGACGCCAUGCCUGACGAGAUGAUCGCUGGCAUCCAGCAUAUCGUGCGGGUCUUGGUCGCUUCGUCACCCCUGCAGAAUGCAGACCCUGAUGUAGUCGAGCUCCCCUUCCACGAGAAAAAGUUUCUGUUCCGCAUGUUGGUCGAGGAUUUGUGGGUCAAAGCCCGAGCAGAACGUCGGCGCACACCGCUGUUCAGCAAGCCCCCGAAAUACUCCACGUUCAUCCGCGCCUUGCAGCUCCCAGUGUUUGCGAAGCUUCGCUUUCACCGCAUGGUGUCCCUGGGCCGUUGUACCAAAUGUGCUUUCUUCCGUUGGAAAUGCAUGUCCGUAUCCUCCGAGGACGAGCGCAGAGCAUGGCAGAAGGUCGCAGCGGCCCACCACCUCUUACAACUGGACCAGAAGCGGAUUUAUUGGGCGGACAGGGCUGUCGCAGCCAGCGACUACCCGAAAUCAGAACUUUACCUCGCUUUCGACGGGGGUUCAGGAUAUGAGUUUUGGCUACCGCAUCUAUCUGGGGCGGCCGCGGAGGUCCCAGUCAAGGCGGCAGACAACGUGCAUUGCCCGCAAUUCAAAGUGAUGAACGGCCUGGUGCACGGGGACACUAGGUCUCACAUCAUCUUGAGCCCGUGGUGCGUGGUGGCGGGGUCUAACCAUGUCUGCGAAUGCAUUGCCAUCGCCGUGAACACCGCCUACGAGGAGCACGGCAAUCUGCCACGCAAGUUGUCCGUGCAGAUGGACAACGCUUCUGUGAACCACAGCAUGUGCGUGUUGGGCUUUUUGGCAAUUUACGCGUUGGUCGACGUGUUCGACGUCGUGCGGCUGCGCUUCGAGUUGCCCGACCACGCGCACGACGUGUACGACGCCUUCCAUUCCAUCCACAGGACCGCGGUGGCAAAGGAGACCUUUUUCCAUCUGGAGGAGCUGAUCGACAUCAUGAAGGCAUCUCACAAAGCAAGCUUGCUGCACCGCGAGUCCUCAGAGUCCUCGGGUUCGUCAGGGUGGCAGAGCCAGGGCGGGCACAGACCUGUUAUGGGACCGGACGUAUUGGUCACAAACCUUUGGGAAAUCCGUGAUAUUUGGGAGUGGUUGUUUCCAGGGCACUCGACCAAAUCAGCUGAGUCGACCGCGAGGGGAGGGGUGAUGUACUACGAGAACAUCGGCGGCAUCCACGAUUUCGAGCUGCGGCGGGCCCGCGACGGUGGGAUGCCGCCCCAGCUAGCUUUACACAUGCAUCGGAUGGGCCUCCGCGGUCGCAAGUGCGCGAGGGAGAGCGCCGCCAUAUCCCCCGAAGCUUCGGCGGCGUUGCAGGCUACUGGCGACGCCCCGGUCCCCCGGCAGCGCUGGCACGCUCUGCAACAGACGUGCGGCAUCAGGCGCAGCGAGGGCACUCCCAUAGCGGCGCUUCCUCGCAGCUGCCCACCAAGCACUGUAGACGAAUUUGUGCGAAGGCCCGUGAUCGCGGGAGUGCACGUCCUCACGGAUCCAGCACCGAACAGCCCGCUUGGGCGCACCAGGCAGCGCCUUGUAGGAUUGCCUGUGUGGGUCUGGCGUGUUUUGCGCAUCAUCGAAGUAGGCGGCAGGCUGCCGCCCAAUUCGAAGCACGUGGCCGAGGCCACGGGCCGCACGUUCGAGGCCCAACUUCUGGUGCCCCGCGGCCCGCUUUGGAGCGGCCCGCUGAAGCCGGCUUGGAGGCGCGGCGAGGUUGCUUUUUUGUUAACCCCCGCAGAGAAGGCGGCUCGCCGCCAGGCGCAGAGUUCGCCAGUUUCUCGGCCCGCAUCGCUAGCGUCAGCACAGGUGACGCAGUCAAAUGUGCCGGUGACUGCGAUGCUGCGCCCUGAGAAUAUCAUCGGUGGCGGCUUCGGGCUGACGGCGUCGAUGUGCGCGCCGACAGUAGUGAGGCAGUUCGUCGCUUCGAGGUCAGCGGGUGGGGGCUAG
Molecule: messenger RNA, 1968 nt
Organism: Prorocentrum cordatum
Lineage: Eukaryota; Dinophyceae; Prorocentrales; Prorocentraceae
Source: the annotation of a GenBank genome assembly